AACAAGUCUCCCGGCACUCUCCUGAAACAUUCGUUCGAAGAUCUCCAAGUCACUACUGUCACAACCAUGGCCACGGAAACGAAGCAAGGCAAUCCGCUGCUGGAAGCUCUCCCGCCAGCCACGGACUACCUCACCUAUCUAACUCUUGUUGAGCAGGUCCUCACAGAGGACAACUUGCCUACUUUGCACCAAGUCCUGCAGGAUAGAGAGCUUGCAGUCAACAUUGGCUGGGACCUGGUUCACAUCCUGCUUCCACUGCUUCCGUCGUCCGAAGAAUGCCUGCAGGAUGUUGCUGCCAAGGGCAACCCUCGGGAGGUCAUCUUGAAGGUCACGGAAGCUUUACGGUUGCUAGAAUUUGAAGAGAGAGCACGUGAUUCGGAUGAUGAAGAGGAAGAGGAGGCAGUAGCUGCAUCUUCAAGCAAGACAUCAGGUCUUUCGGAUACCGUGCUCCCACCACUACCGGUCUUGAAAUUCGAAGUUUUGCUUGACCUGUUGGCAACUCUGCACGGCCGUGUCAAGGCGAAGUAUCCAAGCCGCUUUCUUGCGACCAGUCUGCAGGCGGUUCUGACCGCGUAUAAUCGCGCGACAUCACACCGAGACGAGCUCACGCUAUCCGCUAUCAAGCUGGUCAAAACACUCUCUGGGACCAAGAGGCCACACCUACCUCCCCGAACACCCAGCGGCAACCUACUACGGACCGUCUCAAAUCGAAUGGAACCUGACCCGGAAGCGCAAACUGAGCUGCCAACUGCGGAUGAGCAAACACUCACCACUCGCCUAUUUCAGUCGUUCCUGACGCACGUUAUGGAGGACUACAUUCUUACGCUCACGUCGGAGGAUGACGUGCCCGGCUUCGCCUGGUCUAGUAGGCUCAUGGAGAAGUAUGAGCCCAGCCGCAUAAGGCCUGAUAAGCCCAAAUAUGCAGAUCGCUUUGCCAACGAAGACCCGUUGAAGUCACGGGCCGCUAUCAUCGGACAGCUCGUCGCGUUGGCGCAAGAUCUGGGCCUCAAAACCCAAGAUUUGGUGACGACCAUUAUGGACCCAGAAACCGAAAAGCAAGGCAUCCCGGGUGCGGAAGACGAACCGCCAAAUUCCGCUGAAGACAUUCCAUUGUCGAACACCGGUGCACUGCUGCUAUACACCGCGAGAACUGUCAAGCAAGAACUGUACACGAAUGUCAGCAGCGAGGAUGCGCCAUACAUUCAUAUUUUCCCAGAUCAUACCGCUAUACUACAGAACUACGUUGGUAUCAUCGGCCAGCAGACAGUCGGCAUGGAGCCCGAAGCUCUCCUCGACGCCGUCCUCGCUCUCGGCCUGAUAGCUGUAGAAAAGAACGCUGUGGGCGAGCCUGCCGACGACGAAGCGUUUGCACAAUACCUCCAAACAACGUCCCUCAUCUCAGCGAACACGCCUUCGCCGAGUUUGCGCUCCCACGCAGCCUACCUCACAUCAACAAUUCUCCGCUCCCAUCCCUCCAGCAUCGUACGACUGUCAUUCAUACGCGACACAUUGGAGCAUUGCCCAUACGAGAAUCUUAAAGAGAGCGCAGUGACAUGGCUCAAGGGCGAAACCAUCGAGGCAAACUCAAACAUGCCCGCAGCAUCCUCAUCCGCCCACCAACCCCACCAGCACGACCACUCCAACGACUCUGAGGAAGCGUCCGUAUUCGCCACACCCGUCGCGCUCCACACCACAGCACCGUUCCUCUUCCCAGACCUCACAUCGGCAUACGUCUCCACCGCGGAUCUUCAAGAGUCGUUCGUACAGUUCCGUCAAGAACUGGGUUUCUAUCUUGCGACGCUCAACUUCUACUACCUCCUCCUCAGUGUGAAGCCUUGGCACGACGCGCUUGGUAUCCGGGCGCUGCAUAGCGAGAGCAAGCUGGAAGAGCACUACCUCUCGCCGUUGAAGGAUGCGAUAAUUCGAUUCAAGGGCGGCCUUGCGGAGGGCGGAGAGCUGGUCGGUGACGGGAGCGAGGAGUGGGUUGGGCAGGCGACGGGGGAGGUGGAGCGGCUGGGUCAUGUCAUCGAGAGGGUGGAGGCGGCUGGAGAGGCGUUGGUGUAGGGUUUCAACGUCAACUGGUGCAGUGCAGGGGAUUGGAUGGGGCGCUCAUGGGAUGCCAAAGGCUUGUUUUCCUGAGAGGACUGUGCGUGCCCACGAUCGUGGUGAGAGAGCGUGCGGACAGGUGGGAGAUUUGUAUGUGUGUGAUGCGUAAUGAGCAGCGAUUUGUAACGAUUGGCAUG
This is a messenger RNA of Paraphaeosphaeria sporulosa, 2243 nucleotides long. Its product is annotated as DUF1760-domain-containing protein. The record is from RefSeq and is a predicted model, not a curated record. Lineage: Eukaryota; Fungi; Ascomycota; Dothideomycetes; Pleosporales; Didymosphaeriaceae. The transcript has a single exon. The coding region runs from base 67 to 2064 and encodes 665 amino acids. Gene Ontology annotation, biological process: cellular response to oxidative stress. Gene Ontology annotation, cellular component: cytoplasm.